GCAGUGCUGCGAAAAAGCGUUUAGAGGCGUAUUUUUAUAAUACAGAAUAGGUGUUGGGAAGAGAAGCAACAACUCGGCAAUAAACAUCCAUCAUGGCCUCGCAACAGACAUCCGGGACGAUUUUGAGCUUUCACCACGACGGAAAAUUGCUCAAUUUGCAGACGACGGUGGUGUCAAUACGGCCGUUUUCCGCUCUAGAGGAACAGAACCGCGCCAUUUUCAAGGACGGCGGUGAUGAUGACUAUGUUAUCGUAACCAAGGAGACCAUCUUCCACCCCCAGGGCGGCGGCCAGCCCUCUGAUGAGGGAUCAAUCACAUCAGUUGCCUCUCCUGCUGUCUCCAUCAACAUCAGGGCGGCACGAAUGGACGUUGUCAACGACGGGCUGGUGCUGCAUCUCGGCCGUUUCAAAGACUCAACAGCGACAACACUCCAGCCUGGCGAUAUUGUUGAGCAAUCCAUCGAUGCAGAGAAGCGCCUCCUCUACUCAAGACUACACACCGCCGGCCACGUUCUCGGAUCAGCAGUACGGCAUCUCUUGGAGAAGGAGAUUGAGGGCUUCGAUGAACUCAAAGCAUCUCAUUUCCCCGAUAGCGCUGCCUGCGAGUUCCGUGGUCUCAUAGAGGGCAAAUGGAAGCAGCCAAUCCAGGAGCGCGUAGACGACUAUCUGCGCCGCGCAAUGCCGGUAGAAAUUGACUUCUGGACAGAAGACGACUUCAAGAGAGAAGGCCUGGAGCGCUUGAUCCCGGACCGAAGCCUGCUACCUCCAGGAGAAACCAAGUUCCGCGUUGUGCGCAUCGUGGGAGCUGAAGUGUAUCCCUGUGGCGGAACGCAUGUCGACACGACUGAUCUGUGCGGCGCAACAACGGUGAAGAAGAUUGGAAGAAGUAAAGGCAUCAGCCGGGUCAGCUACACAGUCGCAUGAGGGCGGUAGGAAAGACUGGUCGCCGUACGGGGCUAUGACACGAAUGUCUCAGCCACGUAGAUGCUCGUACAAGACACAUCGCAGCGGAGAGAUGCAUAGAUAGGCAAGUGGAUAGACUUUCUUAGACUUGGAGACGGAGGAAUGAAAGAGGGACUUGUGGACAUACCACAAUGAGCUGCAGUCAACCGCCGCAAAAC
This is a messenger RNA of Trichoderma atroviride IMI 206040, 1120 nucleotides long. RefSeq lists its product as uncharacterized. Gene Ontology annotation, molecular function: ATP binding; alanine-tRNA ligase activity; nucleic acid binding. The record is from RefSeq and is a predicted model, not a curated record. Gene Ontology annotation, biological process: alanyl-tRNA aminoacylation. Lineage: Eukaryota; Fungi; Ascomycota; Sordariomycetes; Hypocreales; Hypocreaceae.